Molecule: messenger RNA, 1185 nt
Organism: Ambispora gerdemannii
Lineage: Eukaryota; Fungi; Glomeromycota; Glomeromycetes; Archaeosporales; Ambisporaceae
Source: the annotation of a GenBank genome assembly
AUGAAAAAUCUUCAGCACCCCCAGUUAUCCUCCGAUAUAUUAAAACUAAUUUUCUCAAACUUCGCUGAUCCCAUUUAUCAAGAGGAACUUGUAACAAAUCCACCUGGACACUGGACUCUUUACAAUUGUAUGUUAGUUAACAAGGCGUGGUCAAAGGUAGCAGUUCAAUUACUAUGGCAACAACCAUUUAAAGUCACGUAUUCAGGACCAUGUUACAAAGUUCUUGACUUACUUUUGCCGAGGGCAAUUUAUGAAAAAGAAAUCCGCGAAAGGAAAAAGCAAUCCAAACAAAAACAACAACAAAAAUCUAUUUUAAUGAGGUACUUUUCAUUCUCACGGAAAAAGAAACAGCAAGAACAGCAAGAAAAACCAACAGUCACCAACCUUAUGUUUAAUUAUUCUUCCUUUAUUCAAAAAUUAGAAUUUAAUAGAAUGGUAACAGUGAUUUAUUGCUGGACAGAAAAAAAAUUGCCAAAUGACUUGAAAAAUUCCAAAGAAUAUAUUGUAUUAUGCAUUCGACUGUUAUUUGAAUUAUUUUUGAAUAAUGGAGUUCAGUUAAAGUCAUUAUAUUUAAGUUCGUCUGGUUUUUUUCGUCUUUCUACCGAGAAGGAUAAAAAUUGUAAUGUUAGUAGUUAUCUUCACUUAUUACUUGAUUCAAGUUCGAUUCCAUUAUUAGAAAAUAUACAUAAACUUUGGUUGAAAACAAAAUCAAAUAACGAGGAGGCUUCUAUUGCUGAAUUGCAUACCGUUUGUAAAAAUGUGAAAUUCAUGAAUUUGGACAAUUUAGCCGAAAACGAUCUAUACAGCAAUCAUCGGAUUACAAUAGAAAGAUUUGUGAAAUUAAUAGGCUCACAAAAACAACUCACCUCGCUCACAAUCUCCUACUGUUUGGCGAAAAAAAUUAACGACAUCCUGAAAAUUCAUUCAUCAACACUUCGUCGAAUCAAAUUCAUCUCCUGCGAUUUCCUUAAUUGUCGAAAAUUGGAUGGUCUAGCCUCGUGCAUAAACCUCGAGAAAAUGGAAUUUUAUUGUUGCACUAAUUUAAAUGCGGAAAUGUUGCAGCCGGUUUUCAAUGCAAAUUUUAAAAAAUUACGAUUGGUAAUUUUAUUGUUUUCGUCACCUGAUUAUAUUUGUGAAGAGUUUCGCGCGUGGGCGACGGUCAUAAAUGAAACUGGGAGAGGUUGA